CGUCGGUUUGCGUUAGCAUCUGGUGACGAUUGUGUCUCGCAAGGCUUUUGCGUAUCCUGAUGAAAACGUCAGUGGUAUAUUUCCCGGAGUAUACGGAGUAUACGAGCAACUGGCAGUCUCAUUCAAUGAUGAAUCUAGGUAUUGAACUCGGAUCGCAUAGAUGGGGAAGACGCAACCCCAUAGUUCGGACGGCGAUCCGCAAGGCGUUCGGCUAGAAUCAGCCUCGACACUUGGCCGUCGUAGAUUCGUAAGCCUGGCAACACGAGGCGGGGUGAUAGUCGAGGCCCAUGCCCGGAGAAGAAGUGAAGAAGACAAGACUGUUAACGGCUCAUUUGCAACAGGGAACCGUGUGAGGUGCUAAAUAUUACUUAUUUCCGGAAGGGGAAAGAAAACAACACAUGUAGGGACCAACUAACGAUUUCUUUUCCAAGCUAACAAGGAACUCUGGAAGCCACGCACACGACGGGGUCGUAUUAGACAAGAUACAAGGGCUGUGAAAUCGAACUAGGGGAGGGAAUAUACGCCAAAUUUGACAAAGAUGGGACCAUCACCGCUCGAUCCAUUCUCCUACUACGACGAUUGGUUCUUCACGACGUUCCAAUCGACCCCGUCCUGCCCCGGGUUCGGCUUGGCCUACUGUCCAGCGCCGGAAAAGGCGUGCGCGAGGGACCCCACGACGGGCCGGCGGUACUGCUGCGAUGGGUCCAAGAAGGACACCAGCGUGUGCUGGACGCUCGCGACGGACUGCAAGCAGGACGGCAGCACGAGCAGAUGCGGCGGCGGCGGUAGCAGCUCGUGGUGCUGCCUCGCGGGCACGGAAAAGUGCACAGAGACCAAGAACCAAGUCAACAUCUGCUGGAGCACAGGCUGGGACCCGCUCAACAACGUCACGCAGGAGGACAUGGCAAAGGUCUACAGCAGCCUGAGCUCGGCGCAGCCGUCGGCCACGUCGCUACCCUUCGACGUCGCCUCCAUCAUCAGGGCGACGGCGACGGCGACGGUCACCGCGGGCAGGGCCCUCGACGACCCGGCGCUCGCCACCACCACCGGCCCGAGCGGCCCCCUCAGGCCCACGGGCCCGCCCGACGGAUUCGGGUUUCGAAACGGCGUGACCAACCAAAACGAGCUCAGCGGGGGCGCGAUCGCGGGCAUAGUCGUCGGGGUGCUCGCAGGCGUGGCCCUGAUCGUGGCCGGCGCGUUGUGGUUCGUCAGGCGGGAGCGGCAGAAGCAGCAGGAGGAGCACGUGUGCUCGCCCGAGACGGCGGGGGUUACGGCGGCGGCGGCGGUGGUGCCGGCCAAGGACGAGACCAAUAUCGAUGCGGGGAAUUCGAGCGGCUCGGACCUCGGGCCGGCCGAGAUGGAGUCGGCGCAGAUGCACCACGUCGUUCCGGACCGGGGGACGAGCGGCCAAGGCGACGGGCCUGUUCAGCGCGGGUCCGUCGGGCAGGACGACAUGCUUUUUCAACGAGGGGCGGUGGCGGCGCAUGAGCUGCCGCCCGAGAACCAGCAGCCUGUCGAGCUGCCUGGGGAUUGUGUGCCCAGGGUGAUGCACGAGAUGCCGACUGCGGACGAGGUCAAGAAGUCGGACUCGUGACUGGAGUGACGUUCGGGGGUGGGAUUGCCCGAUUUGGGGGAGUCAUUUUGCGUGGUGUGUUACUUGUUGUUUUAAUUGACCUACCUUAGGUACCCUAAUCUUUGCCGCAGGCUUUUUGAUACGUGUGAUGGGCUGCAUAAGAUGGACUGGAUUAAUUUCAGAGCAGAGAGUACUAAUGCAAGGUUGAAAGGAUUACGAAAGGGGAAGGCAAGCCCUUGAAAAUGCAGCGUCUACUCAGACACGAGCUGCAGGAUGAGUUGCUAGGUACCCUGCAUGAGGCGAUCGUUGGUUCCCCCCCCACUUCCCUAAAAGUGCGUGCGGCUCCCAAAACAGCAAGACGUCAACCGCCAUUUCCGUUUUCACCUUGGGCCCAGACCCAGACCUAGGUAGUUCUAGCGGGUUCUCAACCUCAUUGCAGCAGGAAACCACAAAAAAAUCUUACUUUGCUUUCGCAAACUUGUUCCACAAUGGCUCCUCCAUCAGUCGGUCCAAACAGCUCUCCUCGACACCAACCAAGACCUCCCAUCCACCAUCCGGCAGAAUCGGGAAAACAACCUGCAGUCCGUUGAUGACGCCCACGUGUGGCGACCUCACAGCUUCGACCCUGCCCAGCCUGGGUCCCCACUCCAGCCCGUACAGCUCAAAGCCGACCCAGCUCGUUUGGAUGCAGUGGAAGCCGGGGACGUCGAGGAACGCAGUGGGCACCAGUCGGUUGACGUCCUCGAGCUUGGCCGCCAGCGUCAUGACGUCGUCGGUGUGUUCCUUGGUCGCCCGCGCCACGGCCUUCCUGAUGAGCACGGCCAGAUCCGCCACGCUCGUCUUGGCCGAGUCCAGCAUGUCCCGCACGCUGGCAGACGCGGCCACGUACUCGAGGAAGCAGCCCAGCGUGGCCGGGUGCACCGCCGGGUUCGUCCUCUGGCGCCCGUCGAUGGCGACGUUGAACACGGAGACGGGGUCGCCCUCGAGCUGGUCGAGCAUGUGUCCGUGCUGCACCGACAUGACGGUCCGCCAGAGUAGGGCCGACAAGGCGUCGUUGGUCGACACCCAGUCCUGGCCGCCAAUGUCCUGGAGCGCCUUGGUCUUGGGGUCGGCUUCGGUCUUGAGCUCCUUGAGCGCCUCGGGGGAGAAGUAAAAGACCUUGCCGC
Molecule: messenger RNA, 2739 nt
Organism: Pyricularia oryzae 70-15
Lineage: Eukaryota; Fungi; Ascomycota; Sordariomycetes; Magnaporthales; Pyriculariaceae
Exons: 2
Coding region: 539-1594 (351 amino acids)
Source: RefSeq, a predicted model, not a curated record